CGCGCAUGCCACUGAAACGUAAAGGCCAAAUUCUGGGUACAAAGCACAUCCCUCAUCGGCCUCGGUCUUGUUGUGGUGUCCUACCUAACUGUAACGCCAAGGAGGGAAGUCUCUCCAGCGCUUUUGAUCGCUAUGGAUCCUGCGAAGCGUCGUUCGCGUACGGUGGAAACGCGGAGCCAAACAGAUUCUGUUUAUGCACCGACACGGGCACACUCAACGUAUGAACCAUUAAGCCCGGAAGACGAUCCAUUCUCGCCACCCAUUUACUCUCCAGGCGAUGCUCCCUCCCGCACCCCAGGCCAAUCCUCUGGUGGCAAACAAGACACAUAUCCGCCCUCGAUGGCUAGGAUCUCAUCUUAUGACCCGCCCCCUGGAAACCCCCGCACAGAGCCCGUGAAAAUGGGUGAUGAGGAAACUGGUGCAGGUACUGGAUGGGAUGUGUAUGCUGACUUCAAUAAUAGCGGCCCAAGGUACUUGGGUGCUGGGAAUCUCAGUACCGCGAUCAUGGCUUCCACGCGUGAAGGGUACCGAGCCCUCACGCCAGAUAGUACAAAACGUCGUUAUGAUGAAAUGGCCUCGACGACGUCUGAUGGACCUGUUGAAAUGGUCACGGUCCCAGCCUUCGGCCCUGAAUGGAGAAAAGAUGAGCUUUGGGCGAUGAGCACACGGGGGCGAGCGGAGGAGCGGUCAUACCGACGGGGAUUGGCGUGGAAAGAAUGGACGAGUGAUCGCAGGGGACUCUUCGGGAAGAAAUGGCUGACGAGGAAAGUGAUUGUGUGGUUCACUUUCGGUUUGGUCAUACUGAUUGCUGUAUCACUGGCGCUCUUCCUCCCACGAGUGCCCUCCUUCGGCUCAAAUCCCAAUUCGCCCUUGACUACGCAACAAGGCUCCAAUGUCCCCGUCCCCAGUUUCACCAAUGGGCCAGUAGCUAAUUUCACGUUCCCGGCUGCUCUCGACCUUGAGAUGGACACCGGUGGAAAUAUCAUUCCUAUCCACAUCAACAAUAUUCACGCUGAGAUUUAUCUGAUUGACACAAACAAGCUAAUUGCUACCGGAGACACGGGUGGAUUCACGCGAUCUCCUGGGAAAACUAAGCAGUUAAACAUCGAUGUUAGGUUCAAUUACGCUGCGGACAAUACUUCUGAUCAGACAUGGGCCUUGGUUCAUAACGCCUGCAAGAGCUCAACAUUCUACCCUUCAGGGAACAGACCAGGGCUUAACCUCUUCAUCCUCCUGACAUUGCACAUCCGAGGAUUGAUCAACCCCCCGCGAACUUCCACCUCUAUCUCAAAUGUUAACUGCCCAAUAGAACUUCCCACCUCGAGUGCGUAGUUGCCGCAUGCAGGUCCUAUUGCGUCCGCUCUGCCUUGUUUAUGCACUGUCAUCACCCUUUGGGCACAUUUCAUCCCUUCUAUUUUCCUUGACUCAAACAUGGACUCUUCCUGCAUUCCCAUCUUGGUGGACACAGAACCCCCACUGUACGAUCAGAUUAUUCAUACAUAUAAUCUAUAAACAUAAGCACGGAACUGGUUGUAUUUGUGUUCGCAAACGGUGGUACUGGAAAUGGCUGCUGCGCCGCCCUGACCUUGCUUGCGGCCAGGUUUUGUA
Cantharellus anzutake is the source of this 1608-nucleotide messenger RNA. RefSeq lists its product as uncharacterized. The transcript has 4 exons. The record is from RefSeq and is a predicted model, not a curated record. NCBI's taxonomy places the organism in Eukaryota, Fungi, Basidiomycota, Agaricomycetes, Cantharellales, Hydnaceae. The coding region runs from base 133 to 1332 and encodes 399 amino acids.